CCGGAGUCCAGGAGGUGGGAAUCGUCUCGCUUGCUUGUCCAGGAAAACAUGUUUUGAUCUUCAGGUAGCCGAUCUUAACAGUUUGUAUUUCUUCCUGGACAGUUGAAGAAUGGAGGAAACACUACUAAAAAUCAAUAAUGAACUGACAAGAAGUGAUCUUGAAAAACUAAAAUUUCUGAGCUCUGACAUCUUACCAUUAGGGAAUCGAGAAAACAUUCAGGAACCUCUAGCACUCUUCCAGGCACUCCAGAGAAGGCAAUUGUUGGACAACUAUUCCAUAUUAGAGGAACUUUUGUUCCUAAUAGGCCGAAAAGAUAUCUUGACCAACCAACUGAAUGUCAGGAAAGAGGAGGUGGAGAGAAAGCUUCAGCACUCAGACAGCCUGAAGGUUUCUCCCUAUAGAAAGCUACUAUUUAACAUUGCAGAAAACAUGACCGAUGAUUAUCUUGAAAGUUCUAAAUUUCUGCUCCAAAAAACGCUUCCACUAAGUAAACUCGAAGAUAUUAAGACUCCAUUAAAGCUUUUCACUGAAAUGGAGAAAAAUGGAAAUAUACAUAGAAAUGACCUUGAGAUAUUAAAGGAAAUUUUGCAGAACAUGAAUGCUGAGAGUCUGCUACAGCUUAUUAAAAACUAUGAAGCAAAAACAAAAGACCUGCCUGAAUCAGCAGCUACAGCACAACUGGAAAGUCGUUUGGGAGAUCUCAGACUUCAAUCAGGAAUUGCAGGCCAGGCUGCAUCUCCCCUAAAUGUACCUGAAGAAAGUGAAAUGAAAACACUACCACAGUCCAUGUCCCCUUAUAAGAUGGAGCAUGUACCCCAUGGAUAUGUUGUGAUCAUUAACAACAAAGAUUUUAGAGACCCUACUGAUGUCAGACUUGGGACAGAAAAAGAUGUAGACGCUCUGCGAAAAGUCUUUACGUGGCUUCAAUUCGAAGUGAAACUUCACAAGAACUUGGAUGCCAGUCAAUUGCACGAAGUCAUGAAGUAUUAUAGCAAAAAGGACUACACAGAUCAAGAUUCCUUCAUCUGCUGUAUCCUCUCGCAUGGCAAGAAAGGAGCGGUGUUGGGAACUGACUCUCAACCUGUAGCCAUCAAGAAGCUGCUGUCUUAUUUCACCACCAAAGAGUGCCUAACUCUGAAGGAUAAACCAAAACUAUUCUUUAUUCAGGCCUGCCAGAUUGAAAAGACAGAUUCUCCCCCAGAAAUGGAUGUUGAAUUUGAGUUGGAAGCAGAUGCCAUUGUCAGCAACCCCGCUCACGAAUGGUCUGAUAUGUUUAUUGGCAUGUCCACUGUGGAAGACUUUCCAGCGCAGAGGAAUAUUUAUCUAGGGAGCCCAUAUAUCCAGAAUCUCUGCCAAGAGCUUGAGGCUCACUGCCCUCAAAAGAAGGAGCUACUGGAGAUUAUGACAAAUGUGAACCAAAAAGUGGGUAACAGUAUCCAGAUGCCAGAAUUCAGGUCAACACUCCGAGGCCCUUUCAUCUUUCAGGUGCCAGAAGAGUCACAGAAAACCCCAAAUGGGCACUGAAAAUAUCUCCAUGACAAGUUCUUCCAGCAACCAUUUGCUCAUUAAGCUGAGCUACAUCUGAGCAAGGAAGAUGUAAAUAGCAUUGAGUUGAGGAUCAGGGAUAUUCUUAUGUCAAAAAAGUUCUCAGAAUCAAUGAUAUAUGUAAAACCCAGUGGAAUUGCUUGUUGGCUAUGGGAGGGGGGAGGAGGUAGGGGAAAGA
This is a messenger RNA of Gracilinanus agilis (Agile Gracile Mouse Opossum), 1724 nucleotides long. RefSeq names its product caspase-8-like. Bases 110 to 1525 code for a protein of 471 amino acids. Lineage: Eukaryota; Metazoa; Chordata; Mammalia; Didelphimorphia; Didelphidae. Gene Ontology annotation, biological process: negative regulation of extrinsic apoptotic signaling pathway via death domain receptors; proteolysis. The transcript is spliced from 9 exons. The record is from RefSeq and is a predicted model, not a curated record. Gene Ontology annotation, molecular function: cysteine-type endopeptidase activity; protein binding.